AUGACUGCAGCCAACAAAAACCACCACCCCUCCUCCUCUAAACCACCCAAGAACCACCACUCGACCCCCAAAGCAACCACCCCGCAAACUAACACCACUCAAAACUCUAACCCCACUACUAACCCUAACCCCGCAGCUAAUCCAUCACCAUUAUCUCCCUCCCUCAAAGACCAGGUUUUGUCACGCGCCACCCACAUUACGCGCCAAGAACUACUCAAAAGAAGAUCCCACAAGCUGAAACAGCUCUCAAAAUGCUUCAAAGAUUAUUACUGGGCAUUAAUGGAAGAACUCAAAGUUCUGUACAGAGAGUACUAUUGGAAGUAUGGUGUUAGCCCAUUCAAAGAAGACCACCACAACACCCUUCAAAAAGUAGAGCAGCAUAAGCAGGGUGGUGGGUUUGGUGUCUUAGAGAGAGAGAAUGGGGAGGGGGAGGCUAAUAUUGAAGUUAUUGGUGAAAAUAAUAAUAAUUUUAGUGAUUUGAAGAGCAAUCAUAGGUGUUUGUUUGUUGGGUGUAAGCUAAAGGCUAUGGCUUUGACAAGUUUUUGUCAUCUUCAUAUACUUUCUGAUGCAAAGCAGAAGCUUUACAAGCCUUGUGGUUAUGUUAUCAAAAGAUUCUUUUGGUUGGCUAUGUACUCAAGUGCUCAGGCAGGACCAAUAACAUGUGGAAAGCCAAUACUGAGAUCAACUGCUCCUGCACUCUGCACUGUCCACUUCCAAAAGGCUCAGAAACAUGUGACUCAGGCUCUGAGGAAAGCAGGCCUUAAUGUCUCCUCAUCAAGUAAGCUUGCUCCUAAGUUCCACGUCAUCGUGACAGAAUAUGUGCGUCAAAUUCAAGCCAAACGGAAGGCUGCAAAAUGA
Messenger RNA from Populus trichocarpa (black cottonwood), 858 nucleotides. RefSeq lists its product as uncharacterized. The record is from RefSeq and is a predicted model, not a curated record. Gene Ontology annotation, cellular component: NSL complex. Bases 1 to 858 code for a protein of 285 amino acids. The transcript is spliced from 2 exons. NCBI's taxonomy places the organism in Eukaryota, Viridiplantae, Streptophyta, Magnoliopsida, Malpighiales, Salicaceae.